Messenger RNA from Lathyrus sativus (Indian pea), 1116 nucleotides. The record is from the annotation of a GenBank genome assembly. NCBI's taxonomy places the organism in Eukaryota, Viridiplantae, Streptophyta, Magnoliopsida, Fabales, Fabaceae.
AUGUCCUCCUUUCACCACCACACUCCCUUUCCCAACUUCACAACCACCAUGGCUUUAUGCACAACCACACCACCUUCAUCAUCUCUAAUCUUUUCAACCCACGCAACCUCCUCCAUCACCAUCAAUUCACAAGAACUCUCUCCUUCCCACCGUUCUUUUCCUCUUUCCAGAACCUUCUUUCUCUCUCCCCUCGUUUUCAAACCCGCUAACUGUUUUCAUCUAACCUACCAAUCUAGGUUUUCGAAUUCAUUUGUUUCUGCACUUGCUGCUAAUGUCGCUGAAACUGUUGAUGAAGAGGAGAAAGACGGUGGUGAGGGGAAUGAAUCUGAUGUUCCUACUAACACUGUUAUUGUCUCCACUAAACCUAAGACAGGGAAAGCUGCAUUGGCACUUAAGAGUGAUAGGGUGAGAUCUAAGAGAUUCUUGGAAAUUCAAAAAUUGAGGGAGCUUAAGAAAGAGUACGACUUGAAGACAGCAAUUUCUUUGGUAAAAGAAACAGCUAAAACCAAGUUUGUAGAAACAGUAGAAGCCCAUUUCCGUCUCAACAUUGACCCUAAAUAUAAUGAUCAACAGUUAAGAGCUACAGUAAAUCUGCCAAAGGGAACUGGAAACCCUAUUAAAGUGGCUGUUCUUACUCAAGGUGAAAGAUUCGAUGAAGCAAAAAAUGCAGGAGCUGAUUUGGUAGGUGGAGAGGAUCUGAUAGAACAGAUAAAAGGAGGAUUCAUGGAAUUUGAUAAGUUAAUUGCUUCUCCAGAUAUGAUGUCUAAGGUUGCUAGCCUAGGAAAGAUUCUGGGGCCAAGAGGACUCAUGCCAAAUCCUAAAGCUGGCACUGUAACGGCUAAUAUUCCUCAGGCUAUAGCAGAAUUCAAACAGGGAAAAGUUGAAUACAGGGCAGAUAAAUCAGGAAUCGUGCACUUGCCUUUUGGAAAAGCCAAUUUUCCAGAAGAGGAUCUUCUUACAAACUUGCUCUCUGCUAUAAAGUCAGUAGACUCAAACAAACCUUCGGGCGCGAAAGGUAUGUACUGGAAAAGUGCACACAUAUGCUCAGCAAUGGGGCCUUCUGUUAGGUUAAAUAUCAAGGAGAUGCUUGAUUAUAGGCCUCCUCAAUCAGAAUAA